This is a messenger RNA of Zasmidium cellare ATCC 36951, 2916 nucleotides long. RefSeq lists its product as uncharacterized. Gene Ontology annotation, molecular function: voltage-gated chloride channel activity. Bases 1 to 2916 code for a protein of 971 amino acids. Lineage: Eukaryota; Fungi; Ascomycota; Dothideomycetes; Mycosphaerellales; Mycosphaerellaceae. Gene Ontology annotation, cellular component: Golgi apparatus; membrane; early endosome. The record is from RefSeq and is a predicted model, not a curated record. Gene Ontology annotation, biological process: transmembrane transport; chloride transport. The transcript has a single exon.
AUGCCCAAGUCCGUAGCUUCCUACCACAGCCUAGCCUCCAGCCAACACAACGACGACGAUGACGACUACGAGAUCAACGAGCAGGAGGCAGAGGCCAUCCGAAACGCAUAUCGAAAUGCCUUCAACGCCACGGGCCAGCCGCUGUCGCCUGUCGACACCCGCGAGGGCUUCGAUGCCUCGAGACGCCGCAUGGACUCCUCCAGAAGAUCAGACGGAGAUUUGAGGCUUCGCGUGAACUCGUCGAGGGGUCGGGCUGCAGACGAGCGUACUGGGCUGCUUUCCACACCCGAUGUUCCUCGAAGUGGCUAUAGGACGACGAGCGUCCCCGGCACACCGAGAUAUGGCUUCUCCCGAAAACAUAGCUACAUCAACUCGACGAGAGGGGGCAGUCGACGGGGAUCUUUUGCCAAGGGUCUUAUGAAGGCACUGGGCAGCAGCACGGAUAGAGAGACACGUCCAGAUCCUGUGCCGGGAAAGAGACCGCUAUACUGGGAUGAUCGAGUGUGGUACGAUCAGUUCACAUCCACCGACUGGGUGCAUGAUAGCAUCGCAGACGCGUUCCGCAUGAAAGAGCUGAGGGGUAGAAAGGACUUCUGGGGCAGAACCAAGGCCUUCUUUGAUGGAGCGCAGGGAUGGGUUCUGGUCUUCAUCAUUGGAUGUGUGACGGCGGCUUUCGCAUACUUCAUCGAUGUCACCGAGGCCGCCAUCUUUGAUUUCAAGAGUGGAUAUUGCGUGAAUCAUUGGUGGUACAGUAAGAGGCAGUGCUGCUCGGGAGCCAGUGUCUGUGAUAGCUGGCAUCGAUGGUCGAAUCUCAUACACCACGAGGAUGAACGGCACAUUUGGACAGACUACGGAGCUUACGUGGCAUGGUGUGUGGGCUUGUCCUUGAUUUCCUGUCUGGUGACUCUCAGGACGAAGACAACCAUAUCAUCCGCCAUAUCCCUCUCAACUCUUGACGAGAAUCUCGGCGCUGAUCACCAUCGAGACAACAAGGACCACACAGAAGGCGGCAAUGGCACGGACAGUCCGACUAGUCGAUUCCAGGAGGCUGCUCGGAGACCACCAGUGGUUUACUACCCAGCUGCUGGGAGUGGUGUCGCAGAAGUGCGAGUCAUUCUCUCGGGUUUCGUGCUGCACGGUUACCUUGGUGUUAGGACGCUUCUAUGCAAGACCAUCGGACUCAUCCUGAGUGUGGCAUCUGGUCUUUCCCUCGGCAAAGAAGGCCCGUACGUUCACAUCGCAACUUGCAUCGGCAACAUCGCCACUCGUCUAUCUUCGAAAUACCGGAACAAUGACGCCAAGCGCCGUGAAGUGAUGUCUGCAGCUGCGGCGGCUGGUGUUGCCGUCGCGUUCGGUGCUCCCAUCGGCGGUGUACUCUUCAGCUUGGAAGAAGUCAGCUACUACUUUCCACCCAAAACACUCUUCAGGACGUUCUUCUGCUGCAUUGCGGCGGCGCUGUCACUCAAAGCGCUCAAUCCAUAUGGAACGAACAAGAUUGUUUUGUUCGAGGUGCGAUAUCUCGUUGACUGGAAGUUCUUCGAGAUCAUCGCAUUUGCUUGUCUGGGUAUCUUGGGAGGUGCACUUGGCGCCCUCUUCAUCAAGGCCUCAAAGUUGUGGGCCAAGACAUUCAGGCGAAUCGGCGUGAUCAAGGACUACCCACUACUGGAAGUCUUGCUUGUCGCUCUCUUGACUGGACUCGUCAGCUUCUGGAAUCGAUACACCAGACUGCCGGUCGCUGAGCUUCUCUACGAGAUGUCAGCCCCUUGCUCAUCCUUCUCUGGAGAUGGAUCUGCGCCGCUCUGCCCAACGGAAGAGAAGAUCCCCUACACGAUAUAUUACCUCUGCUGGGCAUUCAUUGUCAAGGCCUUUCUCACCACAGUCACCUUCGGCAUCAAGGUCCCUGCAGGUAUCUACGUACCGUCCAUGGUAGUUGGAGGCCUCCUUGGGCGGAUCGUCGGGCAUAUCGUUCAGCUUCUGACGCUGAAGUAUCCAGACCUCGCCUUUUUUGCGCACUGCGACCACGACGGCAACCCAGAGUCUUGUGUCGUGCCUGGAGUCUACGCGUUGGUUGCUGCUGGAGCUACGAUGUGUGGUGUGACACGGCUUUCAGUCACUCUCGCUGUCAUUCUGUUUGAACUGACCGGCAGCUUGGAGCAUGUUCUGCCUUUCUCGCUGGGUGUCUUGAUUGCUAAAUGGACCGCGGAUGCGAUAGAGCCAUUGAGUAUCUACGACUUACUCACGGACAUGAAUGCGUACCCCUAUCUUGACCACAAGGUGCGGCCUGUGUUUACAACCGAUCUUGGAGACAUCACGCCAGAGCCUACACCAAACCGAUACAUCGACAUCAGCGCAUCGCCAUUAGUUCCAGCCAAACAAUUGAGGUUCAAGCUGGAGUACCUCCACAUGUCUGGCGAGAUUGAUGGAGGCUUGCCGAUUCUCAAGGAUGGAGUACUGGUAGGGCUGAUACCUGGACCUGAUCUUGAAUACGCCCUGGACCGUCUACCGAGCGAAGAGGACACGAUGUGCCUCAUGAACGCACACGACCAAGCACUCCAUCACGAUGAUCAAGCACACCCUAGCACAAACGCCGUCGACACCGACGAUGACGACGAUGCCACUGCACGCGAAGGAGAGUCCAGCGACGCCGAAGCGCAGCGACGCACAUCCGAUGGAUCAACCACUACCGACCCGACCGACUUCUCACCCUACAUCGAUCCCUCCCCCGUCGCACUCGACAUCACCAGCCCCAUGGACCUGGUCUACGAGUGCUUCGUCAAGCUUGGCUUGAGAUACAUCUGCGUCUUGUACGAUGGCAAGUACGCUGGGAUGGUGCACAAAAAGAGUUUUGUACGCUAUGUGAAGCAUGUGCAUGACGAGGAUCGGAAGCGUGGAGGUAUGAUUCAGCGGGGGUUUUGA